This is a messenger RNA of Dicentrarchus labrax (European seabass), 6848 nucleotides long. It is a transcript of the gene atrnl1a, whose product is annotated as attractin-like 1a. Gene Ontology annotation, cellular component: Golgi apparatus. The transcript has 30 exons. The record is from RefSeq and is a predicted model, not a curated record. The coding region runs from base 947 to 5173 and encodes 1408 amino acids. Gene Ontology annotation, molecular function: protein binding. NCBI's taxonomy places the organism in Eukaryota, Metazoa, Chordata, Actinopteri, Moronidae.
CUAUCUAAUGUCUAAUCAGAUCAAGCUCCUGUUGCACUCCUUUUUCUAUUGACUGCACAAUAAUAAAAUAUAUAGUCUGAUCAUUAUAAAUCCUCCUUUAAUUCGUACUUUCUUCUUCCAUGUUGAGUCUUGAACAUCUGCUAAAUGCUUCAGUGUACACUGCCAAUAGGAAAACGCACAGAGACCAUGCUGCAGACGAAUGUCACUGUCUUUGUCUCUGCACAGUGUCCGUGCCUGCUGCACGCCUUUGACGUUUAAAUGGAACUGGCCCUUUAAUCGUGUGGCCGUACUGCUCAUGCUCGGGGCUUUGUGCAGGAGUUUCCCUGCCAGAGACCAGCUGUGGACCGGAGAGCGAUAGCGGACGGAGCAGAGAGAAGCGGCGCUCCGGGAGAGCUGAGUCUGUCGCAUCUUCUGAUAACAAACCCGGGCAGAGGGCACGUCUUUGUCUUGGAGCACAUCCAGCAGGAGAGCAGCUCACGCCGAUCACCUGAGCUCUGUGGGGCUGUUUCAUCUCCGGGAUUACAGUGUUUGACGUUGAGGCAGUAUCAUCCGGCCACGGUCGUGUGUUUACAUCGGAACCUUGACCACGGUGGAAGUUAUCUGGAGGACUUGUGCGGACGCGCAGCAGAGCGUGGUUUUCUCUGUUUGUGUAGCUCGGAACGGAUGGGUCGGAUUGGAGUUGCGUUUACAGUCUUUUUAAAGAUUUAAGUGUUUCCAUCAAAGUUUCACGCCUUUGUCCUGUCCCGCUGCUUUUUCCACACCACUCGGCAUGUUCUGACAGUGCGUAAUUGCUGUUUUCCUGCGCCCUUUCCACAGGCGUCACAGGUAGGCUACCUGAGCCUACCGACACCGCUGCUGAUGUCAACGGAUCACCUCGCAGCGUAACGUGACAGUUCGUUUUCUGGUUCGGGGUUGAAGCCUCUCAAAAACACACUCCGCGUCCAUCAUGGAUGAUGUGGGGGGGUUCCAUCUAUGCACCUGGAUGAAGUCGUCCAAAAGGAGCGCCCGGGACGUUUUGAAAACAUACCUGGGAGUAUUUGUGAUGCUUCAUCUCGUGCUCCACGCUGAAGCCUCCUCUGUAUCCAAGUCCUGCGAUAAAAACUGUUUUUCAGGGAAGUGCAUCAACGGGACCUGCGUGUGUGACCACGGAUGGGUCGGAGAUCAGUGCCAGCACUGCCAGGGAAGAUUUAAGUUAACAGACCUGUCGGGCUCUCUCACAGAUGGACCAGUAAACUAUAAGUACAAGACCAAAUGCACUUGGCUAAUUGAAGGAUAUCCUAAUGCAGUACUCAGGCUGCGCUUCAAUCACUUUGCCACAGAGUGCAGCUGGGACCACAUGUACGUCUAUGAUGGAGACUCCAUUUACGCCCCUUUGAUUGCUGUGUUCAGUGGUCUAGUAGUACCAGAGAGCAGGGGUAACGAGACCGUCCCGGAGGUCGUAACGACAUCCGGCUAUGCUCUGCUUCACUUCUUCAGCGAUGCUGCCUACAACCUGACCGGCUUCAACAUCGCCUACUCGAUAAACUCUUGUCCCAACAACUGUUCGGGCCACGGCAGAUGCAGCACUGCCAACUCUGUCUCAGGUCGUGUGUACUGCGAGUGUGAGGAGUACUGGAAAGGAGAAGCCUGCAACAUCCCGUACUGCAGGGAUAACUGUGGCAGCCCGGAUCACGGCUACUGUGACCUGACUGGAGAAAAGCUGUGUGUCUGCAACGACAGCUGGCAAGGUCCUGACUGUUCUCUGUCCGUUCCCUCGACUGAGGCCUUCUGGGUGCUGCCAAGUGUCAAACCGUCAGCUCAGUCUCUCGGUCGGGCGUCCCAUCAGGCUCUGGUGCACUCUGGGCUGAUGUGGGUGGUGGGAGGCUACUCUUUCAACUACACCAACUACCACAUGGUCCUCAACUACAACCUAGAGACCAGUACGUGGGAUGUGGUGCCUGUCAGCAGUGGCCCCCUCUACAGAUACGGUCACUCUUUGGCUCUGUACCAGGAUGACAUCUACAUGUUUGGUGGGAAGCUGGAGGCAAAAUCGGCCAAUGUGACGGACGAGAUGUGGGUGUUCAACAUCCCCAGAAGGACCUGGUCACCACGGAAACCAGCCCCACUUCCUCCUUACACCCUGGAGGGGCACACAGCCCACGUGGUGGAGCUGGCUGACGGCGAGCCAGUGAUGCUGAUCUUCUUCGGCUACUCACCAAUCUACAGCUACAUCAACAAAGUUCAGGAGUACAACAUCAGGUCUAACUCGUGGCAGGUUGUGUCUGCUGGAGGUGCGGUGGUCCAGGGAGGUUACGGCCACAGCAGCGUGUACGAUGAGGCCAGUGGCUGCGUGUUUGUCCACGGGGGAUACAAGGCACUUAGCAACAACAAAUACGGCCUGGUGGACCACAUGUACCGAUACCACGUCCAAACGCAAACAUGGUUGAUCCUCAGGGAGAGUGGUCUGGCACGGUACCUCCACUCUGCGGUGCUGCUGAGCGGCACUGUGCUGGUUUUUGGGGGAAACACUCACAAUGACACGUCGCUAAGCAACGGAGCAAAGUGCUUUUCUGCUGACUUCAUGGCGUACGAUAUAGCUUGUGAUGAAUGGACUGUCCUCCCUAGACCAGGUCUGCACCGGGACGUCAACCGCUUUGGACACUCUGCUGUGGUUAGCAACGGCUCCAUGUAUAUCUUUGGAGGUUUUUCGGGCCUCCUUCUGAACGACGUGCUGGCCUACACCCCUCCGUCCUGCCCGGCCUUUUCUAACCCAGCUUCUUGUAAUGCUGCUGGGCCGGGCCUUCGCUGCCAUUGGGUCAAAAGUAGAUGUGUCCCCUCGGAACCAAGAUCACCUGAGCACAUUUUUCCAGCUCCUUUUUGCCCUCCACGACCCGACAGUACAGACGAGCAGUGUUUCCGGUUUUCAGACUGUGCGAGCUGCACUGCCAACACACGGGGCUGUCAGUGGUGUGAGGACAGGAAAUGUAUCUCUGCAUCUAGUAACUGCACCGUGCUGACUCUGGAGCUGGCCCAGCAGCAUGGCGGCGCUCUGUCUCUGUCUCCCCCACCAUCCAUGUUGUCUGAACAUCAGCUGAGCUUGUGGAAGCACGGAGCCCGAAGGAGGGGACAUUCGGUGACAGACUCGUCCAGGUGUAAACGCAGGGAGGAGCAGGAGUGUUUCAGACUGGCCAACUGCAGGAGCUGCUCCCUCAAUGUCAACUGUCAGUGGGAGCUACAGCAGCAGGAGUGUCAAGCAUUGCCUGGCCAGCUGUGUGGGGAGGGCUGGCACCAUGUCGGAGAGGCCUGCCUGAGGAUCAACUCCAGCAGAGAGAGCUAUGAUAACGCCCAGCACUACUGCAAAAACCUGGGAGGAAAUAUAGCCUCUUUGCUCACGGACAAACAGGUCAAUUUUGUUCUGGAAGAGCUUCAAAAAUACCAACUGCAAGACAAGACAUUAUCUCCCUGGGUUGGCUUGAGGAAGAUCAACGUGUCCUACUGGGGCUGGGAGGACAUAUCACCCUUCACCAACACCAGCUUGCAAUGGUUACCUGGAGAACCCAGCGACUCAGGCUUCUGUGCCUACCUGGAGCGGGCACAGGUGGCUGGUCUUAAAGCCAACCCCUGCACAGCCACCACUGACGGCCUCAUCUGUGAAAAACCUGCCGGGAGUCCACAGAGUCAGAGUGCUCGUCCCUGUAAGACGCCCUGCUCUCUGCACACCAGUUGUGCCAACUGCACCAGCCAGGCCAUGGAGUGCAUGUGGUGCAGCAGUACACAGCGCUGUGUCGACUCCUCGGCGUAUGUCAUCUCCUUCCCCUAUGGACAGUGUCUGGAGUGGCAGACCCAGGACUGUACUGCCCAGAACUGUUCAGGUCUGAGGACAUGUGCAGAGUGUUUGGAGAGGGCAGAGUGCGGUUGGUGUGGUGAUCCCAGUAACACCGGCAGGGGGGUUUGCAUGGAGGGCUCCUACCGAGGCCCCCUGAAGCCCGCCACUGCCAGGACUGGGCCCCGGGACCGAGACAGACUACGUGACAGGGACAUGGUGCUGGAUCAGAGUCUCUGUUCAUCUGAUAGAGGCUACAACUGGGCCUUCAUCCAGUGUCCCGCGUGUCAGUGUAAUGGCCACAGCAGGUGUGUGAACGGCAGCGUGUGCGAGCACUGUGGGAACCUGACAGCAGGGACGCAUUGCCAGAGCUGCAUGCCCGGUUACUAUGGCGACUCCAUCAACGGAGGGAAGUGCAAUGCAUGCAAGUGUAACAGCCAUGCCAACGUGUGCCAUGUCAACACAGGGAAGUGCUUCUGUACAACUAAGGGCAUCAAAGGAGACCAGUGUCAACUAUGUGACUCCGAGAACCGUUACCUUGGUAACCCUCUCCGAGGAACAUGUUAUUACAACCUGUUGAUCGAUUACCAGUUUACCUUCAGCUUGCUUCAGGAAGAUGACCGCUACUACACCGCCAUCAACUUCAUGGCUACACCUGACCAGGCCAACAAGAACCUCGACAUGUCCAUCAAUGCCUCGAACAACUUCAACCUCAACAUCACGUGGUCCUUAAGCUCAACAGCUGGCACCAUCUCAGGUGAAGAGAUGCCCAUCAUAGCGAGGACCAACAUCAAGGAACACCGUGACAGUUUCUCGUGCGAAAAGUUCAACUUCAGACUUCACCACAACAUCACCUUCUACGUCUAUGUGUCCAACUUCAGCUGGCCAAUCAAGAUCCAGAUUGCUUUCUCUCAACACAACAGCAUCAUGGACCUGGUGCAGUUCUUUGUCACCUUCUUCAGCUGUUUCCUGUCUCUGUUACUGGUCGCUGCUGUGGUUUGGAAAGUCAAGCAGACCUGCUGGGCCUCACGACGCAGAGAGCUGAUGAGAGAGCGACAGCAGAUGGCCAGUCGUCCCUUUGCUUCGGUUGCUGUAGCGCUGGAGGUGGGCGGUGACCAAGAGGAGCUGCUACAGGCAGUGCCGAAACCCAUAGCCAUGGAGCCAUGUUGGGGGAGCAGAGCAGGUGUUCUGACGGUGCUGCUGUAUCUGCCCAGAGUCCCGUCUGGAAUACCUCCACCAGGACAGUCUGGUAUUGCUAUAGCCAGUGCGCUGGUAGACACAUCACAACAGCGAGUGAUGGACUUCAAAGACAGAGGCCUGGGUCUUAAGCACCGCAAACACACUGUCCACCACCAAGGGACCUGUGUAUGAACUGGACGCCCUCAACAAGGAGACAACAUAUCCACUGUGCCCCCCCCCAGGGGAACUUCACUGGAGAUAUGCUUAUUGACUUUAUAGAGAGGGACACAUUGUAAACAAAGGCUGCAAAAAUUGGUUCUGGAUGGCCUUUGAUAGCGGCUUGGAAGGAGAGGAAAUGUGACCAUUAUCCGUCCACUGUCAGCAGGCACCCAAACUGGGAAUAAAUGUUACUUGUGGUCCCUUUCUUCCCUCAGAAAAUCAAAUGGAAAACUUCUUCAUCGACAUGCUCUUUUUGUCCCUCGUGUGUAUAUGUUGGUCCCGAUGAGCCAGGAAAACACAAAUUGGAAAUGUGCAGACAACGAGAAUGUGUUUCUACACCAGAGCUUUGGUCAGAAUUUUACAGACUUUCCCACUUCCAUGCCACGAGCCUCUGCAUCUCCAGGGCUCUACUUGUCUGUCUGUCAUGCAGUCUGCCAUACUGACAGAGAAAAACGUUUGUUUUACACCAAUAAACCAAACUAAAUGGCUCUGAGCUCCUGUGAAAGAUAUUGAGCUGAAAUUAACUGAGCUGAAAUGAAGUCCUCUGGACUUACAAACCCACUCGGCCUCAGGAGCAACGCUGAAAACAACAACAUGGACCUAACUAGAUCAAUGAAAAACACUGUAGUGGGUGGUGUUCUGUGACAAGGAUUUGCUUGAGGGGAAAGUCUCCUGGGAAUUUUAAAGACUACUAUUGUUGAAAUGUUGAAGAACUGCAUCUUGCUACGAACGUCAUUGGGCGCAACUGUUGUAAUGUGUUCUUUAUGAAAUACAUGCAAUUCUUUUUUUUUUUUCCUGAACCAACAUUUGAAGUUUGACAUUUUGAUAUCUGCUCAGGUCCUCUGUGACGGAAAAGGCUCCAUUAUCUGUAGCUUUGGGCCUUAAAGACGUCUGUAUAUGCACUAUAAGUGAAAUGCUUUACCAGUACAUUAGGACCCGAUAAUAUUAUGCAACUGAUCAUCCAAAUGUAAUGUUUAUUCUGGGCUGCGAUGUAACCUCAUGGUCGGUAUCAUCAAACACAUACUACUGAUGGUAUUCAUAUGUCUAUUCAUUCAUUUAUUACUGUGAAGAUACACUAUACAUCUUUUCUCAUGAUCUCCAGUAAAUGCUAUGUUAAUUUGUGAUACAAACUUUUAUGUAACAUAUCUCCUUAUAUAAUAUUUAUUAAUUAUGCAAAAAAUACAGUUAAACAAUAAUUUAGCAAGUUUUACAAAUGCACUAAGGAUUUCUUUUAAACAGAAAAAGUAAAUAAUUGAUUUUACAGUCUGUGCAGUAUUCCCUUUUUUGCUUGUCCCUCACCAUCUUUUUAUUUUCAAAUAUUAUAUUUUAUGAAUAUCAUAGCAGGUUUCGUGUGAUGUCAAAAAGUUUUCCCCCUCACUAGUUGUGUUAAACCUUCAUUAGAUAUUGUAGAGUCACUUUUGAUCAACUGCACAUACACAGUAGCUGUAUGUCUAUGCACAUGUAUUGUCUAUAUAUUGAGCCUGAUUGUUUUCAUUCAGGCGUUUUGUUUUCAUGUAAUUUUGCACCAAUUUGUUGUUGAGACUUCUAUUAACAAAGGGCAGCUCACCACACUGUUUUUGUCCAUAUGAGCAUAAAUCUGUACAUUUACAAUUAAAACAUUUUGAUGCCUCUUCGUAUGGUAAUUGGA